Aspergillus campestris IBT 28561 is the source of this 652-nucleotide messenger RNA. RefSeq lists its product as uncharacterized. The transcript has 2 exons. The coding region runs from base 191 to 532 and encodes 113 amino acids. NCBI's taxonomy places the organism in Eukaryota, Fungi, Ascomycota, Eurotiomycetes, Eurotiales, Aspergillaceae. The record is from RefSeq and is a predicted model, not a curated record.
UGGAGAUACUACCAACCGGGUAUACACACUUUUAACUAAACGUAUACCAAUGACCACACUUACGACAAACACGCCAAAGAUCAAUCCGGCCGAAAGAUUCGUGCCACCCGUAUCGUUUGAGCAGAUCCCGAAGUGGUUUGUGUAAUCCCAGACCGUUGCGAGGCCCGGCUUCAACCGGAGAGGUCAUGCAAUGCGCUGGUGUGGCUUCUCCUCCGCUUAUAGCAAACGCUUUGUACGCCGUCCAAACGCCAGAACCAGUGGGGGAGUUGACUAUCGCUGGUUUGCAGCAAACGAGCGGAUCUUGGGCCUGGGUGCAUUCGUUUAUCGGUUAGUUGCGUCGGUUGCUCUAUUGGGUAGUUGUAUUAUGAGCUCGGUACCUACCUGGGGAUCUACUUCGAUAAUAGCCGGCGAGGAAUUUGAGGAUUCAAGUAUCGAGACAUGCAUGACAAUCCCUGUCUGGUGGUUUGCAUUUCGUGGACUUUCUGCCCAUCUGUACUGCUGUUGCUGUCGGCAGUGUGUUUCUUCAAGAUAGAUGGGGACAGGACACUUGCAGUCUUGGGUUCGGUUCGGCUCUGCACCUGGUGAGAUUAACAGCUGGCUGUUGGCGCUUCUUGCUCGACUGUAUUGGUUAGGGAGGUGCAUGAUGCAAGUA